Messenger RNA from Zerene cesonia (dogface butterfly), 3185 nucleotides. It is a transcript of the gene Fak, whose product is annotated as focal adhesion kinase 1. The transcript has 22 exons. Gene Ontology annotation, biological process: protein phosphorylation. The coding region runs from base 177 to 3185 and encodes 1002 amino acids. Gene Ontology annotation, cellular component: cytoskeleton. The record is from RefSeq and is a predicted model, not a curated record. Gene Ontology annotation, molecular function: ATP binding; protein tyrosine kinase activity. NCBI's taxonomy places the organism in Eukaryota, Metazoa, Arthropoda, Insecta, Lepidoptera, Pieridae.
CGCGGCGCGCUUCGCGCGCUUUAUUCGAAUCGAUGUUUUAAAUUGUUCGAAAUUCGAAGUUUCAAUCGAAGUUUAUCGAUGUUUUUUUUAUCUGUGUAAACUCAGUGUGUGUUUUUUUUGAGUUGCCAGUAUUUAACGCGAGCAUCGGUAAAGUCGAUUAAUAGAGAGUGUGCGAAAUGGUUAUGGAAUCGGCGCAACCCACGGGGCGGUUCUGGCCGCUGUCGCCGCGGCUCUGGAGACGCAGCAGCGAAUACUCGAAGGUGGUGUUCGAGCCGAGGAAACCUCCCCUGUCGCCUAUCGAAAUACGGAAGCAUCGAAUCGACGAGACGCCGGAUCUGUUGCGAACGAGGAAUAUCAUCAGUCGUUUGGAGCAUUUAAAUUUGUACGUUGAUAAUAUAAAAGAGCAGAAGGCAGCCAAGGAUGACGGGCAAGGUGAUGAGGUGAAGCUGAGGUGUAAGAAGCGGAGGGAGCCGAGACCCAACAGUCUGCAGCUGUUGUUGUGUCCUUCCAGCUCGGGGCACUAUAGCAGCAACACAUGGCGCUACACCCGGGUUCGGUCGAAGAGUCAUGAGCCGGAAGGUGGCGGGCGGUGCGGCGAGGGGCCGCUAGCGCGCGCGAUGCAGCCCGCGUCGCCGAAGCGGCAUGCGCCGGCGCAGACGCACGGUACAUCCCAAGACCCGAGCACGCUGAAGGUCCACCUGCCAAAUGGUGGUUUCAACGUGGUCCGCGCCUCGGCUGAUGAGGACGUGCGCUCCGUGAUCCGGUGCCUCGCGGCGAGGCUCGCGGCGGGCGAGCGCGUGUACGCGUCAUGCUUCGCCUUGAGGGCGCGGCGGUUGACUACCGGCAAGAUACGAUGGAUCCACCAAGACACGCCGGUGUCGGAGCUGCUCGCCAAGUGGCCGGCGAGCGAGUGGCGGCUCGAGCUGCGCGUGCGCUACCUGCCCGCCAACCUGCGCGACCUGUGCGACUCGGACCGCGUCACCUUCCAUUAUUAUUACGAUCAGGUGCGACAUGACUACCUCAAUGCUAACCAUCCGAUGGUCGACCAUGACUUGGCGAUACAGAUAUGUUGCUUGGAGAUCAAAUACUUCUGCAAGGACAUGCAAAUAUCCAUGGACAAGAAGUCGAACAUCGAGUAUUUGGAGAAGGAGUUUGGCUUGCACAAGUUUGUGCCCAAGUCCGUGCUCGAUGCGAUCAAACCCAAGGUGCUGAAGAAGUCCAUACAGCAGCAGUUUAAGAAGGUGGUGGGCCACCUGAGCGACGCGGACUGCAUGCUGAAGUACGUGGAGACGAUGCACACGCACUACGGGUACGACCGCGAGACGUUCACGGCGGCGCUCGGCUCCGGCUGGGCGAUACCCGUCGAGCUCGCUAUCGGACCCGAUAUCGAUAUAUCGUACGUGUCGCACAAAGCGGGCGAGCCGCCGACGUACACGAAGAUAGCGUCGUUCAGCGACAUCAUCGCCGUGCAAACGCUCAAGUCCAACUGCACGCAGCAAUCGCAGACGCAGAGCGGUUCGUCGUGCGGCAAAGCGGCGCUGCAGCUGCGGGUCAAGGGCGCCAGUGAAACGUUAACGAUCACGUGCAGCAGUGUCGAUGCUGCAGAGAGUUUAGCGGACCUGGUCGACGGUUACUGCCGACUCGUGACCGACUCGCAGACGUCGCUGUGGAAUAGAACUACUACCGUGUGGAAACAACUCAACUGCCAAUGUAAAACGGAAAUGAGCAGCAGCUCGUCGGAGGGCAAGACGAGCUCGUGGGAGGGGAACAGCGCCACGCUGCUGUCCGAGGACUACGCGGAGAUCGUGGACGACGACGCGGACUACUCCACGCCGGCCGUUCGCGAUUACGAGUUGGUUCGCAAUCAAAUAGAAUUGACUGGCAUCAUUGGGGAGGGGCAGUUCGGUGAUGUUCACAAAGGUACAUGUAAAGUGACAUCGGCCAACCACCCGUCGCUGCGUCGCCAGCUCGCCAUACAGAAGCAGCAGGGCAAGACUCCGACCGGGGAGUAUGUUCUGCCGGUGGCGGUGAAGACCUGCAAGAUGGACGCCGAUUUAGAUACAGCCGAGAAGUUUCUCGAAGAGGCCUAUAUAAUGCAGCAGUUCUCGCACCCGCACAUCAUCGGGCUGGUGGGCGUGUGCAGCGCGCCGCCCAUCUGGAUCGUCAUGGAGCUCGCCACGCUGGGCGAGAUGCGCGCCUACCUGCAGCAGAACGCGCACAGGCUGGAGACAUGCACCCUAGUCCUAUACAUCUACCAAUUGUCGACUGCCCUCAGCUAUUUGGAAAGCAAAAAAUUCGUGCACAGGGACAUAGCCGCGAGAAAUGUACUAGUCUCGACGCCUACGUGUGUUAAGUUAGCGGAUUUCGGCCUAUCAAAGAUGGUAGAAGAUAAGUCAUACUACAAGGCGUCGCGCGGGAAACUUCCCAUCAAAUGGAUGGCACCUGAGUCUAUUAACUUCAGAAGAUUUACCUCUGCUUCGGAUGUAUGGAUGUUUGGCGUGUGCAUGUGGGAGAUCCUGAUGCUGGGCGUGAAGCCGUUCAGCGGCGUGAAGAACAACGACGUGAUCGGCAAGCUGGAGAACGGCGAGCGGCUGGCGCUGCCGCCGCGCUGCCCGCCGCGCCUCUACUCACUCAUGUCGCGCUGCUGGGCCUACGAGCCCUCCCACCGCCCCUCCGCCUCGCACCUCAAGGAGACGCUCUUCGAGAUCCUGCAGGAGGAGCGCAGCACGGCGUGGGACACGAUGCGGCGCGAGAACCGGCGCGUGGCCGCCGCCUCGUGGGGCGACCUGCCGCCGCCCAAGCCCUGCCGCCCGCACAACCACCUCGCACCAGCGGAGUCGUCGAGCCCGGGCGGGCCGCAGACGUACAUCGUGGCGCAGAACCCGCUCGUGCUGGCGCACCUGCUGCGCGAGAACCAGGCGCGGCCGCUGCACCCGCAGGCCUACAACACGCCCGCCUCGGUAUUCAACACGGUCGCCGUCGACUUCGCGCAAACUCUACCGGAGAACGAGAUCGAAAAGAUCGCCAACCCCAAACCGGACGAGGUCAUCGACGUCCCGCUCCACACCGCCCCCAUCCCCGCCGACAAGCUGCACCGGCUCGACCCCGUGGCGCCGCCGUCCCCUCCCCCCGCGCCGUCCUCCCCGCCCUCUAUGCUUUUAAAGACGCUUCUUCAAAAAUCUUAA